AUGGACGGCCUGGAGGGAGAAGAGCUCUGCUACCCUCAUCUCCUGAACUUGUCCUGCAGGGGUUUAAUGCGUCCUCGCUCUGAAGCUGUGCUCCUCUACACGCUGUUCUCCUCUUUUACUGUGCUCACUGCAUCUCUCAACCUGCUGGUGGUCAUCUCCAUCUCCCACUUCAGGCAGCUUCAAACCCCCACCAACCUGCUCCUUCUCUCCCUGGCUAUCUCAGACUUCCUUGUUGGGCUGCUGGUGAUGCCAAUGGAAUCAAUGCGAUUCAUAGAAACCUGCUGGUUACUGGGUGAUCUCAUUUGUGCGCUGUCAUACAUUAUUGGCUUCACUCUCACCUCAGCCUCUGUGGGCAACAUGGUGCUCAUAUCGAUCGAUCGCUUUGUAGCCAUUUGUUAUCCUCUGCAGUACCCUAACAAAAUAACUCGCAGCAGAAUUGAGGUUUCUGUGUGUUUGUGCUGGGCCUGCUCAUUUCUCUACAACGGGCUGAUUUUAAAAGACCAUCUCAGGCAACCGGACAGACAUAACUCCUGCUAUGGGGAGUGUAUUGUUGUGAUUAACUAUGUCUCAGGAACUGUCGACCUUGUGUUCACAUUCAUCGGUCCCUGUUUAGUCAUCAUUGUUCUGUACAUGAGAGUGUUUACUGUGGCAGUGUCUCAGGCUCGUUUCAUGCAGUCUCAUAUUACAGCUGUUGCAGGAGGUAAAUGUCCAGUCACUGCUAAGAAAUCAGAGAGAAAAGCAGCCAGGACUCUGGGUAUUGUCAUAUUUGUGUUUUUGAUGAGUUUCUGUCCGUAUUACUAUCCCUCUCUUGCAGGACAGGACAUCUCAAACAGUGUUUCGUCUUGGGGCAUUGUGUCCUGGCUUUUGUAUUUUAAUUCUUGUUUGAACCCACUCAUAUAUGCUUUUUUCUAUCCGUGGUUUAGAAAAGCUAUCAAGUUCAUUGUUACCCUGAAGAUACUUGAGCAGAACUCCUCUCAGGCAAAUAUACUUUAA
Cottoperca gobio is the source of this 993-nucleotide messenger RNA. RefSeq names its product trace amine-associated receptor 13c-like. Gene Ontology annotation, cellular component: membrane. Gene Ontology annotation, biological process: G protein-coupled receptor signaling pathway. Bases 1 to 993 code for a protein of 330 amino acids. The record is from RefSeq and is a predicted model, not a curated record. The transcript has a single exon. NCBI's taxonomy places the organism in Eukaryota, Metazoa, Chordata, Actinopteri, Perciformes, Bovichtidae. Gene Ontology annotation, molecular function: trace-amine receptor activity.